Messenger RNA from Abrus precatorius (Indian licorice), 702 nucleotides. RefSeq names its product nodulin-26-like. Gene Ontology annotation, molecular function: channel activity. Gene Ontology annotation, biological process: transmembrane transport. Bases 1 to 702 code for a protein of 233 amino acids. NCBI's taxonomy places the organism in Eukaryota, Viridiplantae, Streptophyta, Magnoliopsida, Fabales, Fabaceae. The transcript is spliced from 4 exons. The record is from RefSeq and is a predicted model, not a curated record. Gene Ontology annotation, cellular component: membrane.
AUGCAGUUGGUAGCUGAGGGGGUGGGCACAUACUUCUUGCUAUUUGCAGGAUGUGCUUCAAUUGUGGUGAACAAGAACAACGACAAUGUGGUCACACUUCCUGGGAUCUCAAUUGUUUGGGGACUCACAGUGAUGGUGUUGGUUUACUCUGUUGGUCACAUCUCUGGUGCCCAUUUCAAUCCUGCAGUCACCCUUGCUUUUGCCUCCACCAGAAGGUUUCCAUUGAUGCAGGUACCAGCGUAUGUAGCAGCUCAGCUCCUUGGAGGAACACUUGCUAGUGGAACUUUGAAACUAAUAUUCAGUGGAAGACAUGACCAGUUUAGUGGAACACUGCCAAGUGGGUCUAACUUGCAAGCUUUUGUCGUUGAAUUCAUAAUCACUUUUUUCCUUAUGUUCGUCAUUUCCGGAGUUGCCACAGAUAACAGAGCGAUUGGUGAGUUGGCUGGGCUUGCAAUUGGGUCUACGAUACUACUGAAUGUGAUGAUUGCAGGGCCAAUCACAGGAGCAUCCAUGAACCCAGUUAGAAGCUUGGGACCUGCUUUUGUACACACAGAAUUCAGGGGAAUAUGGAUAUACUUGGUGUCACCGGUUCUGGGGGCCAUGGCCGGAGCAUGGGUCUACAACAUCAUCAGGUACACAGAUAAGCCAUUGCGUGAGAUCACUAAGAGUGCCUCUUUCCUCAAAGGAUCAGGUCGUAAUUAA